UCUACCAUGUAGUCACAACAUCCAAGCAGUGCUCGAGGGGAGUUUCACACUGGCAGUGCACUUGAAGGAAUGCGGUAAACUUGUCUCAUGACUUGACAUUCGUUAAAGAAGGGUCUUCCAAAUCUAGAGGUUGACUGGACACCUGAUUCCCUCAAAGUACCGUGAUUGGCUCCUGAAAGAUGUCUUCUAUAGAUCCCUAUCAGUACAUUGUGGUGGAACACCAGUAUUCCCAUAAGUUCAAAGUGACUGUGGUACGAGCUGAGAAGGUGACCAAGGGUUCUACCCUGGGAGACUUUUUGGACACUCCAGACCCCUACGUGGAGUUGUUCAUCCCAACCACUCCAGACUCAAGAAAACGGACGCGGCACAUUGACAAUGACAUCAACCCCAUAUGGAAUGAGACCUUUGAGUUCAUACUGGACCCCAAUCAGGAAAACACUCUAGAGUUGACAUUGAUGGAUGCGAACUAUGUCAUGGAUGAGACCCUGGGAACGGCCUCGUACUCCAUUGCUAAACUCAAAGUGGGACAACCAGAAGUGGUUCCAUUCCCCAUUGGCAAGUUAACCAAGGUGUACUUGGAGAUGUCGUUAGAGGUGUGUUCAUCCACAGACCUACGGUUCAGCAUGGCCCUGUGUGACCAGGAGAAGCUGUUCAGACAGACACGCAGAGACCGGGUGAUGCUGGGCAUCAAGAAACUACUCAACAUGGAGAAAGGACAACACCUCCCCACCUCAUUAAGAGAGGUCCCUACAAUCGCCAUCGUGGGGUCAGGGGGAGGGUUCAGAGCCAUGGUGUGUUUCUCUGGAGUGAUGAAGGCUCUGUAUGAGUCUGGAGUUCUGGACUGCGCUACCUACGUGGCUGGACUUUCUGGAUCUACCUGGUACAUGUCUACGCUGUACUCCCACCCUGAGUUCCCUAAGGGUAAGGGUCCAGGGGAGAUCAACCAGGAGCUGAUGAGGUGUGUGAGCAGUAACCCACUGAGGCUGCUGCUGCCCCAGAACAUCAAGCGCUACAUCAAGGCCCUGUGGAGAAAGAAGGCUGCCGGGCAGCCCGUCACCUUCACCGACAUCUUCGGCAUGCUCAUCGGGGAGACGCUAAUGCCCGGGAGGAUGGACUUCAAGCUGAGCCACAUGCAGAAGACUGUGAGCGAGGGUCAGAGCCCAAUGCCUCUCUUCACCUGUCUGCACGUCAAGCCAGACGUCUCAGAACUCAUGUUCGCUGACUGGGUGGAGUUUACCCCGUACGAGAUUGGCAUGGCCAAGUAUGGUACCUUCAUGUCCCCGGGCCUGUUUGGCAGUAAGUUCUUCAUGGGCAGCGUGGUAAGACAGUACGAGGAGAAUCCCCUGCAUUUCCUCAUGGGGGUGUGGGGCAGUGCUUUCUCCAUCCUCUUCAACCGGGUCAUGGGGGUCAAAGGGACCACUGGAGGUAGCACCAUGGAAGAGGAGCUUGAGCAAAUAAAGCCUCAGCACAUUGUGGGUGAGGAGACGCAGGAAAAUGAGGACGAGCCAAGAAAAGCGGGUGGAACAGAAAACCAGGAGGCAGAGGAAGAGCUCCAGCGUAAUGCCCAGGCCAGCUGGACCAGCAGGAUGUUCACCUCCCUGGUGGGGGAGUCAACCCUCUUCAACACCCGUGAGGGCAGAGCCGGAAAGGUGCACAACUUCAUGCUGGGGCUCAACCUCAACUCCUCCAUGCCUUUCUCCCCCUUCAACAACCGAUCAUACACACACCACAACCUGGAGGAGGAACAGGACGCCGUCACAGACCCAGAUGAGUUUGACCGCAUCUACGAGCCGCUGGACGUGAAGAGUAAGAAGAUCCACAUAGUGGACAGUGGUCUGACCUAUAACCUCCCGUACCCACUCAUCCUGCGGCCGCAGCGUGGCGUCGACCUCAUAAUCUCCUUCGACUUCUCAGCCCGCCCCAGUGACUCCAGCCCACCCUUUAAGGAGCUCCUGCUAGCUGAGAAAUGGGCUCGCAUGAACAAGCUUCCCUUCCCAAAGAUCGACCCCAAAGUGUUUGACCGUGAGGGCCUCAAGGAGUGUUAUGUCUUCAAACCCCGCAAGGAAGACAAGUGCUGCCCCACCGUCAUCCAUUUUGUACUGGCCAACAUCAACUUCAGGGAAUUCAAAGCUCCCGGAAUCCCUCGAGAGACGGAUAAAGAGAAGGAGUUUGGUGACUUUGAUGUCUUCGACGACCCCGAGAGUCCGUACUCCACGUUCAACUUCCAGUACUCCAACCAGGCCUUCACCCGCCUCCACGACCUCAUGGAGUUCAACACGCUCAACAACAUUGAGGUGAUCAAGGAUGCGAUAAUGGACAGCAUCAGCCAGAGACGGGAGAACCCCUCACGCUGCUCCGUCUCCAUCUCACUCAAUGAGAUUGAAAACAAGAAGUUCUUGAAACGGAACGUCAGCUCAGCUAAGCUUCCCAUAUAACUUCACCAGAGACACCUUUCUAUAUCCAUGACAAGACCUGGAGGUUAAGUGUUUUGAUAGAACAAAACGUUACAGCUCUAAGAACAGAUAAGAAUGGUAACCAACCUAUCCUUGUAGCUGCAAAGCUUAUCUCUGUUUGAAUGGGAUAUAUGCCUCACUUCAAGCUAGCCUGGUCUCAGACCUGUUUGUGAUUUCUUGCCAACUCACGACAAUGGCCAUGGGAGUUUGAAAGACAGUACAAACUGAUCUGAGACCAGGGUGACUUAAAGCAACUAUGCAGCCUCUUCUUUUGAGCUCUGUAUGACUAUUGUUUGGGAGAGGAUGCAGCACAUCUUGUUCUGUAUAUUCCUGGCCUAGCAUCUGGGGUGGUGUGGUUAAUCUUUAAACGGGUCGCUCACUCUCACACACACAAGGACACACACACUCCAUGCAGCAGGCAGAGGAGAGAGGAGAGAUCACACCUGGGAAUGCAUGUUUGUGUGAAGGCCUGCCUAGCGAUGCAAUGUAUCUCUGGCAGGGGUCAGUCGAGGCGUGGCGUUGUCAAGGGAUGAACAUUUACUUCUAAAACGGAUUUUACUGACUCACGUAUUUGCUGCAGAUCCAAACUUGAAAUAUCUGUAGUUGAAUUAGAAUGACUCCUUACCAAUGUAACUAUCUUUACCGGUUUCUUGUUCCCUUUUCAUCUAUUUAUUAGUAUUUUGUUCCAUACAUACCGGGGAAGGGUGUUUGGUCUUUUGCUUUAUCGUGGAAACAUUGCUGAGAUUUAGGGCAACCUUGUCUCUGUUGCAGCAGAUGGGGGAAAAUAGCGUGUUUUCUUUAUCACACUGUGCCUAUACUCUCCCGUCUAGGAUUUUGAACCCCAGUCUCCCGGCCCCCGUGUGACAGGAGGGGAUACUGACCAUUAUACUAAUGAGGAGCUCAGGCUUGCAAGUCCACAGCUCCGCCUCUAAAAACACUCCUUCUGUAAGGCAAUCUGUGAAAUUAUAUUGGCACCCACAUUCUGCCUAGGCAAGCGUGCUAUUCACAGCAUUUACACAAUGGAGACCUGGCUCUCAAUUCCUCCUCUCCCUCCUCCAGACUGUAGAAGAGAAGUGGGGGAAGGGAUGAUGGAAUGUCUCCUCCCCUCCUUUCCCCCUGUUUUACCCAGUGGGAGAGAAGUAGGGGAUGUCUGGGGAGGAGUGUUAGCUCACUCCUCCAGGGGAAGGCCUGGCUGAAUGGCGUGAUGUGAGGGUGAAAAGGCAUGUGGGGAGUUGAACAAACCUAGAAUUUCUCUGAGGCUGGCAAGUUGAAAUGGGCACGCAACACACAGGAAGCUCAUUACACACACAUUCCAUGUUGGGAUGGCCCUAUGCUAUAGACGGUGUCUCACAAAGGAUCCUCUUCCUUUGGGUUGCUUUUACAGUGCCUUGCAAAAGUAUUCAUCCCCCUUGGCGUUUUUCCUAUUUUGUUGCAUUACAACCUGUAAUUUAAAUUGAUUUUUAUUUGGAUUUCAUGUAAUGGGCAUACACAAAUAGUCCAAAUUGGUGAAGUGAAAUGAAAAAAAUGACUUGUUUAAAAAGAAAAUCUCAAAAAAAUAAAAAUCUGAAAAGUGAUGCAUGCAUUUGCUAUGAAGCCCAUAAAUAUGGUCUAGUGCAACCAAUUACCUUCAGAAGUCACAUAAUUAGUUAGAUUGCACACAGGUGGACUUUAUUUAAGUGUCAUAUGAUCUGUCACAUGAUCUCAGUAUACAUCUGUUCUGAAAGGCCCCAGAGUCUGUAACACCACUAAGCAAGGGGAACCACCAAGCAAGCGGCACCAUGAAGACCAAGGAGCUCUCCAAACAGGUCAGGGACAAAGUGGUGGAGAAGUACAGAUCAGGGUUGGGUUAUAAAAAAAUAUCAGAAACUUUGAACAUCCCACGUAGCACCAUUAAAUCCAUUAUUAGAAAAUGGAAAGAAUAUGGCACCACAACAAACCUGCCAAGAGAGGGCCGCCCAGCAAAACUCACAGACCAGGCAAGGAGGGAAUUAUUCAGAGAGGCAACAAAGAGACCAAAGAUAACCCUGAAGGAGCUGCAAAGCUCCACAGAGGAGAUUAGAGUAUCUGUCCAUAGGACCACUUUAAGCCGUACACUCAACAGCUGGGAUUUACGGAAGAGUGGCCAGAAAAAAGCCAUUGCUUAAAGACAAAAAUAAGCAAACACGUUUGGUAUUCGCCAAAAGGCAUGUGGGAGACUCCCCAAACAUGGAAGAAGGUACUCUGGUCAGAUGAGACUAAAAUUGAGCUUUUGGCCAUCAAGGAAAACGCUAUGUCUGGCACAAACCCAACACCUCUCAUCACCCGAGAACCUAUCCCCACAGUGAAGCAUGGUGGUGGCAGCAUCAUGCUGUGGGGAUGUUUUUCAUCGGCAGGGACUGGGGAACUGGUCAGAAUUGAAGGAAUGAUGGAUGGCGCUUAAUACAGGGAAAUUCUUGAGGGAAACCUGUUUCAGUCUUCCAGAGAUUUGAGACUGGGACGGAGGUUCACCUUCCAGCAGGACAAUGACCCUAAGCAUACUGCUAGAGCAACACUCGAGUGGUUUAAGGGGAAACAUUUAAAUGUCUUGGAAUGGCCUAGUCAAAGCACAGACCUCAAUCCAAUUGAGAAACUGUGUUACAACUUAAAGAUUGCUGUUCACCAGCGGAACCCAUCCAACUUGAAGGAGCUGGAGCAGUUUUGCCUUGAAGAAUGGGCAAAAAUCCCAGUGGCUAGAUGUGCCAAGCUUAAAGAGACAUACCCCAAGAGACUUGCUGUAAUUGCUGCAAAAAGUGGCUCUACAAAGAAUUGACUUUGGGGGGGGGGGGGUGAAUAGUUAUGCACGCUCAAGUUUACUGUGUUUUUUUGUCUUACUUCUUGUUUGUUUCACAAUAAAAAAAUAUGUUGCAUCUUCAAAGUGGUAGGCAUGUUGUGUAAAUCAAAUGAUACAACCUCCCAAAAAAUCCAUUUUAAUUCCAGGUUGGCAACAAAAUAGGAAAAAUGCCAAGGGGGUGAAUACUUUCGCAAGCCACUGUAGCUACUCUGCCACUAGCCCUAUCAUGCAACUAAGUGAACCCAGGGUUGACCCCUUAUUUACAGUGCAUUCAGAAAGUUUUCAGACCCCUUGACAUUUUCCGAAUGUUAUGUUACAGCCUUUAUUCUAAAAUGUUUUUUAUUUUUUAUUAUCCUCAUCAAUCUACUACACACAAUACCACAUAAUGAUAAAGUGAAAACAGGUUUUUACAUUUUUUUGCAUGUUUAAUACAUUUAAAAAACAGAUACCUUAUUUGCUAUGAUACUCUAAAUUAAGCUCAGGUGCAUCCUGUUUCCAUUGCUCAUCCUUGACAUGUUUCUACAACUUGAUUGGAGUCCACUUGUGGUAAAUUCAAUUGAUUGGAUAUGAUUUGGAAAGGCACACACAUGUCUAUAAGGUCCCACAGUUGACAGUGCAUGUCAGAGCAAAAACCAAGUCAUGAGAUUGAAGGAAUUGUCUGUAAAGUUCUGAGACAGGAUUGUGUCCAGGCACAGAUCUGGGGAAGAGUACCAAAACAUUUCAGCAGCAUUGAAGGUCCCCAGGAACACAGUGGGCUCCAUCAUUCUUAAAAGGAAGACGUUUGGAACCACCAAGACACUUCCUAGAGCUGUCUGCCCCAGGCCAAACUGAGCAAUCCGGGGAGAAGGGUCUUGGCCAGGGAGGUGACCAAGAACCCAGAGUUCCUCUGUGGAUAUAGGAGAACUUUCCAGAAGGACAACCAUCUCUGCAGCACUCCACCAAUCAGGCCUUUAUGGUAGAGUGGCCAGAAGGAAGCCACUCCUCAUUAAAAGGCACAUGACAGCCUGCUUGCCAAAAGGCAGCUAAAGAGUCUCAGACCAUGAGAAACAAGGUUCUCUGGUCUGAUGAAACCAAGAUUUAAGUAUUUUGCCUGAAUGCAAAGCGUCAUGUCUGGAGGAAACCUGGCACCAUCCCUACGGUGAAGCACGUGGUGGCAUGGUGGGCGACUAGUCAGGAUUGCGGGAAAGAUGAAUGGAGAAAAGUACAGAUAUCCUUGAUGAAAACCCGCUCCAGAGCGCUCAAAACCUUAGAAUGGGGGAAAGGUUUUACCUUCCAACAGGACAACGACCCUAAGCACACAGCCAAGACAACGCAGGACUGCCUUCGGGACAAGUCUCUGAAUGUCCUUGAGUGGCCCAGCCAGAGCCCGGACUUGAACCCGAUCGAAUAUCUUUGGAGAGACCUGAAAAUAGCUGUGCACAGACUCACCCCAUCCAACAGACAGAGCUUGAGAGGAUCUGCAGAGAACAAUGGGAGAGACUCCCCAAAUACAGAUUUGCCAAGCUUGUAGCGUCAUACCCAAGAAGACUCGAGGCUGUAAUCGCUGCCAAAGGUGCUUCAACAAAGUACUGAGUAAAGGGUCUGAAUACUUAUGUAAAUGUGAUAUUUCAGUUUUAUAUUUUUUUAGACAUUUGCAAACUGUUUUUGCUUUGUCAUUAUAGGGUAUUGUGUGUAGAUUGAUGAGGGGGGGAAAACGAUUUAAUCCAUUUUAGAAUAAGGCUAACACGAAACAAAAUUAGGAAAAAAUCAAAGUGUCUGAAUAAUUAUGUAAAUAAGAUAUUUGUGUUUUUAAUUUUUUUAGACAUUUUCAAAACAUUCUAAAACAAAUGUCACUUCGUCAUUAUGGGGUAUUGUGUGUAGAUUGAGGGGAAACAAAUAUUUAAUCAAUUUUAGAAUCAGGCUGUAACAUAACAAAAUGUGGAGAAAGGGAAGUGGUCUGAAUACUUUCUGAAUGCACUGUAUAAUAGAUGAUGAAUUGUUUACUGGCCUGCUGAGACGUAUUCAAGAAGUGGGCCAGGAGUUGCAAUGAUUCAUGAACAGUUUCAAUGUGUUUGAAAUCUAUCUAUGUAAACCUGUAAUGUAUAGAUAAUGGUUCAUAUAAAUUAAAGUAAUGGGCUCCUGUUGUACAGGUAGACCAGGUUGUUUACAAGUAUAAAUUAAUGAUAAAGAAAUUGGCAUCACAAGGACUGGACAAUAUGUGUGUGAAUUUAUGUGUUUAGAAAAUGGGAGAUCUUUUUAUACAUAAAAAAUGUAACUGCUAUUUGCUUUCUAAAUUAGUGUUUGUGUAUUAACUAAUUUCAUUGGCAAUAAAUCUUUGACAGAAAAAGUCCA
This is a messenger RNA of Oncorhynchus nerka (sockeye salmon), 7593 nucleotides long. RefSeq names its product cytosolic phospholipase A2-like. The record is from RefSeq and is a predicted model, not a curated record. Gene Ontology annotation, molecular function: calcium ion binding; calcium-dependent phospholipid binding. Gene Ontology annotation, cellular component: cytosol; endoplasmic reticulum; Golgi apparatus. Lineage: Eukaryota; Metazoa; Chordata; Actinopteri; Salmoniformes; Salmonidae. The coding region runs from base 180 to 2435 and encodes 751 amino acids. Gene Ontology annotation, biological process: glycerophospholipid catabolic process. The transcript is spliced from 18 exons.